AUGCAAACUCGUUCACAGUCCGAGCUCCAACAGCUUCAAGAAUCGGUGGCAGCUCUCUCGGCUUUGGUUCAGGACCUUAGGACGACUAUGGACGAGCGUCACGACUCCACUGUGGCUGCGAUUUCUGCUCUCCAACGCCGAUCGUCUUCUCCCCCACCGUCGUUAAUGGUUCCUUCCUCGCCCCCUCUUCCUUCAGAGGUCGCCCCGGAAGUCGAGCCCCUUCCUUCUCCGCCAAAAAUUCACUUGCAACUGUUUGAUGGUUCCAAUCCCUUGGAUUGGUUGUUUCAUGCUGAUCAGUUUUUUGCUUAUUACGCCGUUCCCCCAAAGCUUCGCCUUCGUCGCAUUUCUUGUUACAUGAGUGGUGAUGCUCUCGCGUGGUUCCAGUGGAUGCAUAACAAUGGGCUUCUCUCGACUUGGCAGGAGUUUGUUUCUGCAUUGGAGCUUCGCUUUGGGCCGUCUUCAUAUGAGAAUCAUCGCCAAGCCCUCUUUAAGCUCCGUCAAUCGGGUUCCAUUGUUGACUACCAACGUGAGUUUGAGCAACUCUGCAAUCGGGUUGUGGGUCUCUCCCCUGAGACGGUUUUGGAUUGUUUUCUAUCGGGUCUCUUGCCCGAGUUCCAGCGCGAAAUGGCCAUUUUUCAGCCACGUUCAAUUUCGCAGGCUAUUGGGCUUGCUAAGCUCUUGGAGUCUAAGUUCAACGAUCGCCCUUUUCUGGGCCGCGCCAUUCCGGCGCCCUCGCCCCUUUCCCGGACUGCGGCCCCUGUUCUUACCGCGCCAGUUUCUGCUGCGCCACGUUCUGCCCCACCGGUGUUUCCCGCCCGUCCGGCCCUUCCCAUUAAGCGCUUAUCACCGGCGAAAAUGCAGGCUCGUCGUGCCAAAGGCCUUUGUUUCAAUUGCGAUGAGAAGUUUUACUCAGGUCACCGUUGCCGCCCGAAGCAAUUUUUAUUGCUCCUCGCUGAUGAGGACGCCCCUCCUGCUUCCUCCGUUUCUUUGGAUUGUCUAGACGAUGAUUGCUCGUCUCCGUUGGCGAGUGACACUCCUCCCCCACUGCCGGUUUCUCUGUUGUCGUCGUCUUCUCCUAUUCCUUCACAUUUUCACCUUUCUAUUGAUGCGGUUUCGGGUAUGCAAUCUCCUCGUACGCUGCGCCUAACGGUGUACAUUCAGGGUCGCCCAGUGUCGGUUCUCGUUGAUUCCGGAAGCUCGCAUAACAUUCUGCAACCUCGCAUUGCCCAAUUAUUGGACUUGAAAGUACAUCUUAUUGUUCCUUUUUCAGUUUUGGUUGGUAAUGGAGCUUCCAUUGGUUGUUCUGGUGUUUGUUCCGAUGUACCUAUUCAAUUGCAGCAGCAUGCCUUCCGUAUUUCAUUCUAUCUUCUACCGGUGCACGGCGCGGAUGUCAUUCUUGGCGUUCAGUGGUUGCGUACCUUGGGCCCAUUUGUUUCUGAUUUUUCGAUUCCUUCAAUGCAGUUCUACUAUGAUGGGUCUUUGGUUGUACUCGUCUGUGUCGCAUCAGUCCACGCGGUGUCCAUGUUACCUGUUGAGGAUGCCACCCGUUUUCCGCUGACUUCGCUGGCACUUGAUGUUUCGGCAGACUUGGCUGCGCUACUGCAGCGCUAUGCAGCAGUGUUUGCUCUUCCGCGCGGUUUACCUCCGCCUCGGGCUCACGACCAUCGUAUUCAUCUUGUGCCCAACGCACACCCGGUGGCUUCACGCCCCUAUCGUUACCCGCAUUUUCAAAGGAAGGUUAUGGCAACUCUUAUCUCCGAGAUGCUUCGGGAUGGAUUAAUCCGGCCAAGCACUAGCCCCUAUUCUUCUCCAGUUCUGUUGGUCCGAAAGAAGGACGGCUCGUGGCGUUUUUGUACAGACUACCGGGCCCUUAACGCUAUCACGGUGAAGGACCGUUUUUCGAUACCCGCUAUUGAUGAAUUGCUCGAUGAGUUGCAUGGCGCCGCCUACUUCUCCAAACUCGAUUUGCGUUCGGGUUAUCAUCAAAUUCGCAUGUGUCCGGAGGACAUCACUAAGACGGCUUUUCGCAGUGUUGACGGCCACUACGAGUUCGUGGUCAUGCCCUUCGGGUUGACCAAUGCUCCUUCGAUCUUUCAGUCGGCUAUGAAUGAUUUAUUCCGCCCAAAUUUACGUCGAUAG
Messenger RNA from Sesamum indicum (sesame), 2139 nucleotides. RefSeq lists its product as uncharacterized. Gene Ontology annotation, molecular function: aspartic-type endopeptidase activity. Lineage: Eukaryota; Viridiplantae; Streptophyta; Magnoliopsida; Lamiales; Pedaliaceae. The record is from RefSeq and is a predicted model, not a curated record. Gene Ontology annotation, biological process: proteolysis.